GAGUGUUAUAGCGUGCUAUAGAAUGUAGAUUACUAUCACUGAACCACAUGGGAAAGAUGAUAGUGGAGGUGAGGUCGGCUAUCUUAGCAUCUCAACGUCAAGAAAGUGGGCAAUAUUGCGCCGCUCGAAGUUUUCCUUUACCCGAGGCAGGAAACAACAGCCGAGAGGGCGAGAGAUUGAGUUUACGUAUGCGGCACGUGCAAUUCAAGGUUGGAUAUGCCUGUCUCCCGGCAAUAGUCCUGACCAAUGGAACAACUAAACCGGAUGACCACUUUGCUCUCGGGGACAAUAAUGAGUUUUUUGAAGCUUCGGUCGAAACCUUUAUUCGAUGCUGGAGCUUCCCUUCGUAUAAACCCCUCUCGAGCCCGUUCUAUUCCCGAUGGCUGGAGGGGGUGUCUCGACCAGGGCUGGGUAAGGGCAUCGAGAAGCUGUUGAAUAUGCUGAGUCGGUUGACUUUACCAGACUCGCCCCAUAAGAAAACGAUUUGUUUCCCCUUAGCCCGUCGCUAAUGGAUUGCAAUGUUUCCGUACCUCGCCUCGCAGGGAUAUGCGUAGGUUUAAUAUGUAACUUGCCGUGCCACUUUCUUCGGCGAGAUCGAGAUUGAAACUCUUUGCACCAGGUUUAGGCCCGGUGCCAGUACAGUUCGCGAAGGGUCACGGGAAGCCAGGUUGGUAUUUGUCGUAGUGUGACCCAAGGGCUUGAUCUAGGUUAGACGAUAAGCCAAAAUUUCAAUUCUUGGGCA
This is a messenger RNA of Colletotrichum navitas, 742 nucleotides long. RefSeq lists its product as uncharacterized. Lineage: Eukaryota; Fungi; Ascomycota; Sordariomycetes; Glomerellales; Glomerellaceae. The transcript has a single exon. The record is from RefSeq and is a predicted model, not a curated record. Bases 48 to 509 code for a protein of 153 amino acids.